Ochotona princeps (American pika) is the source of this 2645-nucleotide messenger RNA. RefSeq names its product Ral GEF with PH domain and SH3 binding motif 1 (gene RALGPS1). Gene Ontology annotation, molecular function: guanyl-nucleotide exchange factor activity. NCBI's taxonomy places the organism in Eukaryota, Metazoa, Chordata, Mammalia, Lagomorpha, Ochotonidae. Bases 66 to 1880 code for a protein of 604 amino acids. The record is from RefSeq and is a predicted model, not a curated record. Gene Ontology annotation, cellular component: plasma membrane. The transcript has 20 exons. Gene Ontology annotation, biological process: Ras protein signal transduction; positive regulation of GTPase activity.
GACGUCUCCAGGCAGGUUAUGUCCCCGGCAGAGGCUGCCCUGACGCUCCCUGCGGCCCGGAGACUAUGUACAAGAGGAAUGGCCUGAUGGCUAGCGUGUUGGUCACCUCCGCCACUCCACAGGGCAGCAGCUCCGACUCCCUGGACGGCCAGAGCUGCGACUAUGCCAGCAAGAGCUACGACGCCGUUGUCUUCGAUGUAUUGAAAGUGACCCCUGAGGAGUUUGCCACCCAGAUCACGCUGAUGGACAUCCCUGUGUUUAAAGCCAUCCAGCCGGAGGAACUGGCCAGCUGCGGAUGGAGUAAGAAGGAGAAACACAGUCUCGCCCCCAACGUUGUGGCCUUCACUCGGAGGUUUAACCAGGUCAGUUUUUGGGUCGUCCGAGAAAUCCUAACAGCACAGACUUUAAAAAUAAGGGCCGAAAUCCUGAGCCAUUUUGUGAAAAUAGCCAAGAAACUUCUAGAACUCAACAAUCUUCAUUCGCUCAUGUCUGUGGUGUCAGCAUUGCAGAGUGCACCCAUCUUCAGGCUGACCAAGACCUGGGCUCUUCUGAACAGGAAAGACAAGACCACCUUUGAGAAGUUGGAUUACCUGAUGUCCAAGGAAGAUAACUACAAGCGAACCCGGGAAUACAUCCGGAGCUUGAAGAUGGUGCCCAGUAUCCCCUACCUAGGGAUCUAUCUUCUGGAUUUAAUCUACAUCGACUCCGCGUAUCCUGCCUCUGGCAGCAUCAUGGAAAAUGAACAAAGAUCCAAUCAGAUGAACAAUAUUCUCCGAAUAAUUGCUGACUUGCAAGUUUCCUGCAGCUACGAUCACCUCACAACGCUGCCCCACGUGCAGAAGUACCUGAAGUCCGUCCGCUACAUUGAAGAGCUCCAGAAGUUUGUGGAGGAUGACAACUACAAACUGUCACUCCGAAUCGAACCAGGAAGCAGCUCUCCAAGAUUGGUCUCUUCAAAGGAAGAUCUCACAGGCCCCUCGGCAGGCUGCAGCUCGGUGAGAUUCAGCCGGAGGCCCACGUGUCCGGACACAUCUGUGGCCGGCAGCCUCCCCACGCCUCCAGUCCCCAGACACAGGAAGAGCCACAGCCUGGGCAACAAUAUGAUGUGUCAGUUGAGUGUAGUUGAGAGUAAGAGCGCAACCUUCCCGUCGGAGAAGGCGAGGCACCUGCUGGACGACAGCGUCCUAGAGUCCCGCAGCCCCCGCAAGGGCCUCACCCUCACCUCCUCCACCGCCGUCACCAAUGGACUCUCCCUAGGCAGUAGUGAGAGCUCAGAGUUUAGUGAAGAGGUGUCUGCGGGGCUGGAAAGCAGGGGACGUCUCUAUGCCACGCUGGGGCCCAACUGGCGGGUUCCGGUUCGGAAUUCUCCCAGGACCCGGAGCUGUGUCUACAGCCCCACAGGUCCCUGCAUCUGUACCCCGGGCAGCUCAGCGGCCCUGCCCACCAUAGAGGGGCCUCUGAGAAGGAAAACACUGCUGAAGGAGGGCCGGAAGCCAGCGCUGUCCUCGUGGACCAGGUACUGGGUCAUUCUCUCAGGAUCCACCCUGCUGUACUAUGGAGCCAAGUCCCUGCGGGGCACAGACCGGAAGCACUACAAAUCCACACCCGGCAAAAAGGUAUCCAUCGUGGGCUGGAUGGCGCAGCUGCCUGACGACCCCGCGCACCCAGACGUCUUCCAGCUGAAUAACCCUGACAAAGGCAAUGUUUACAAAUUCCAGACUGGCUCCCGAUUCCACGCAAUCCUGUGGCACAAGCAUCUGGACGAUGCGUGUAAAAGCAAUGGGCCUCAGGCCUUGUGCGAAAUGCCUCACAUGCAGGAAUCGGCCGACUCUUCCCCACAGCCCUCUGAGGUACCUGCAAACCUUAUGUCAUUUGAAUAAGUCUCUGCAGGACUUGGCGUGACCACAAAGGCUUCUGGGAGCCCAGCCUGGGCCUGGUGGUGAAGAAGCAGUUUCUGGGCACAGGCUGGGGCUAGGGCGCUGGGAGCCCCACAGCCAGACUCGGGGGGCAGGGUGCCAGGGGACGUGGCUGGCAGCCUCACAAGUCCCCAAGGGCUUCACCAGCUGGCGCAAGAUCCACCUGUUGGUCCCCAAACAAUUCUUGUGACACUCCUUCCUGCAGCAUCACUCCAUGGGGUGGUGGUUGGACCCCAAACUGUCAGCCCUGCGCUCCCCAUCUGGGCUCCUCGCAUCCGCCCACCAGCUGCAGCUGCGACUGGAGAGUAUUCAGCCCACAUUGGGGUCCCGUGCUUCCUGCUGCACGGAGUGGACAGCGGCAAGGGGCGGCGAUGACAGCAGCAAGCGAGGCUUGGGAGCAGGGCCAGACCACGCCACAGGCUCGUCACACCCCAAGUGCACGGGGCUGCUCGCCCAUAGGGCGGCCUAAAAUUUUGUACAACCCUCUCCCAAGCGUCUUCAGUGUGUGAGUGUGUGUGUGUGUAUGUGUGUGUGUGCACAUGAGCGAGUGUAACCUCUGAGAAACAUGCAUUUUGGCACAAGACGCAACAUUACACAUUCCAUUUGCAUUGAGUCCCUGCUUUCACCUUAAGUUACCAUCUUGUUUCCCCUCCCCCCCAGGAAGGCCUGAGUGAGAGCCUGUGUGAAGGGUCCCUUACAUUCUUUUACUGUAAACAAACAAUGCCUUAA